Molecule: messenger RNA, 3501 nt
Organism: Bombyx mori (domestic silkworm)
Lineage: Eukaryota; Metazoa; Arthropoda; Insecta; Lepidoptera; Bombycidae
Exons: 2
Coding region: 1-939 (312 amino acids)
Source: RefSeq, a predicted model, not a curated record
AUGCACGAGCUCACAGCCCACCUGGUGCCAUGUAGUUAUUGGGCCCCACAGACAUCCACAACGCAAACGCGUCAUCCACCCCGAGACACAAGUUCCAAGGUCUUAGCACAGCUACAACCGCUGCCCCACCAUUCAAACCGAAAUACACACUGCUUCACGGCAGAAAUAGGCAUGGUGAUGGUACCCGUGCGGUCGAUGGCACUAUACGGAGCACCCGUCUGGUGCCACGUCCUUACCCAUGAGAAAGUCGCCGCGCUGCGACGCCGGCAGCGCGCGAUCGUAGUCAGAGUCAUUCAAGGAUACCUCACAGUCUCCUACGAGGUGGCGCGCCCUAGCGCAAGUGUAGCCGGAGCGCGGGGGCUCCAAUCUCGGCAGUCCGUGCUAGAGGCGUGGUCUCGUCGUUUGGCGGACCCGUCGGCCGGCCUCCGUACCGUCGAGGCGAUCUGCCUGGUUCUCGCGGACUGGGUAGGCCGCGACCGCGGAAGACUCACCUCCGGCUACCUGUGCAGACUCACAAGACUUUUUACCACCACGCAAACUUUUUACCACAGCAAAUCUUACCAGCCACCACGCAAACUACAAUUUUGCGGGUUCCACCUCUCCUACACGAUGUUACUCCCACACUGCGGAAGCCAACCGCAAACACUUGUCAAGCACGCACAAGCACGCACUUCACCAAAAAAACUUGCAUCCGCCAGCGGGACCCGAACCCCGCCGCAUCGCCAGACACGAACGCACCGGACGUCUUAUCUUACAGGUCACGACGACUUCAGAUGUGUCAAUUUUUCUUCCCCACGGAAACUUGCUUGCUUUCUUGUUUGCUUGCUUGUUGUGAAAUCCGCGACAAUGAGCUAUGCACCAUCCAGUAGACGUUCAUCGAGGUACAUAUCAACCGUAGCGCACCAAACACGUGGAUCGGCAUCUGUCUGUUCCCGAUGAAUUUCCGACCCGUGAUCUCAGAUACCGUUACUGGUAUUCUGAUCUGCAUCAUGUUUUUUCGCUGUACUUCGAACAUGUUCAAACACGUCACGCCAGUGAGAGUAGAGUCCUGAUCCCGCUUCUGAUGUCGACGGCAGCGCCACCAGGGAUGGCUAAGCGGUAGUUUCCGUCAUCACUCGUAUUCGAUUGAACGUCAAUAAAACUUUUUGAAUAAUAGUUAUUGAAACUCAACACACACAACUUUCACAAUGACAGGAUAAACCGACAGUUUCGUUGCACAUACCGACAGACCGACUGACUGACUGACUGACUCACUGACUGAGACGAACCGACCGUCUGAUACGGACUGAAUGACUGUCUGACACGGAAUGCCACGACUCUGUCCACGUACCGCCAUUUUAUACUGUGGCGCCACGUAGUGUACCCUACAUUUUGUGACAUUUAUCAACACAACAUUUCAUCAUUUAAAAUAAUAGUCAAAACAACUUCUUAAUAUUACUAAAAGUCGUUAUCCACGACACGGCCAUUCUGACACGUCACACGUCCUCGUGUGAUGGUUAACCUACAAUCAAAAACAUCCACGAGAACACUUGUUCCGCUCGAUCACUCCUGACUAUACUUUACGACUUAUCGGAAAAUUUAAAAGUCAUCAAAUAAUUUUUAUUCUAAACACAAAUUCUAUAACGACAUUGAAAGAUUACACAAACGGAAAUAAGUGAUUUACUACUGCUGCAAGUUCUCCCCAUACAAUUCAUGUACACAGUAACUAAGUCAUCCCUGUGACUACAAGUGUUCAAUGAUAGUCAUCCCUGUGACUACAAGUGUUCAAUGAUAGUCAUCCCUGUGACUACAAGUGUUCAAUGAUAGUCAUCCCUGUGACUACAAGUGUUCAAUGAUAGUCAUCCCUGUGACUACAAGUGUUCAAUGAUAGUCAUCCCUGUGACUACAAGUGUUCAAUGAUAGUCAUCCCUGUGACUACAAGUGUUCAAUGAUAGUCAUCCCUGUGACUACAAGUGUUCAAUGAUAGUCAUCCCUGUGACUACAAGUGUUCAAUGAUAGUCAUCCCUGUGACUACAAGUGUUCAAUGAUAGUCAUCCCUGUGACUACAAGUGUUCAAUGAUAGUCAUCCCUGUGACUCUAAUCAACAGUCAUCCCUGUGACUCUAAUCAACAGUCAUCCCUGUGACUCUAAUCAACAGUCAUCCCUGUGACUCUAACAACAGUCAUCCCUGUGACUAAUCGACAGUCAAUCAACAUUCAUUGUUCUAGAGUACUUGCAGCAAUGUCAGUUUGAAGGUUCUGAAACUUUUUCAGUAUCACAUAUCGGUAAAAAUCUUUGGGGGUAUGGCACGCGAACUAUUAAAAGCUCAAGAGGGCUCACCCUUUUUAUACGUUGGAUAAAACAAUUUAAAAAAAGAUUUGCUUCUAGCACUUCUUGUCAAGAACAAUUCCAUGAGCUCAUCGCGAGCUUGGUCAUCAAUAACGCAAGUCUGGGCUUUGAUUAAGGACACUAGAUUUAAGUGUUCUAUUUCGCUGAAUGCUCAAUCUCAUUGAACCGAUUAAAACAACUAUCAGGUAGUACAUGACAUACAAUAGGUAAGUAAUAAACCAUCGCAUAGGAUUUGUUCUGUACAGUUUUGGGUCAAAACAACAGAAACCUUUUAUGAGAACCAUCGUAUAAAGAUUUCUCGACAAGAGAACAUUCGGUACCAGAUUCCAAAUAAAAAUAAAAACGACUCACCAGAUUUUCUCAUUUACCAAAAUACCAGAUGUUACGCAGCUACCGGCACGUCACGGCGUUGCUCCGCUGCUGCGUUGCUCGCGGCCGUCGAUGACAUCGCGCCAUCAAUUUGCCUCGGCGGCAACUCGUGGCAAUGUUUUUGCUUAGAUGCUUGGACUAUGCACGAGCUCACAGCCCACCUGGUGCCAUGUAGUUAUUGGACCCCACAGACAUCCACAACGCAAACGCGGCAUCCAUCCCGAGAUACAAGUUCCAAGGUCUUAGCAUAGCUACAACCGCUGCCCCACCAUUCAAACCGAAAUACACACUGCUUCACGGCAGAAAUAGGCAGGGUGAUGGUACUCGUGCGGUCGAUGGCACUAUACGGAGCACCCGUCUGGUGCCACGUCCUUACCCACGAGAAAGUCGCCGCGCUGCGACGCCGGCAGCGCGCGAUCGCAUUCAGAGUCAUUCAAGGAUACCUCACAGUCUCCUACGAGGUGGCGCGCCCUAGCGCAAGUGUAGCUGGAGCGCGGGGGCUCCAAUCUCGGCAGUCCGUGCUAGAGGCGUGGUCUCGUCGUUUGGCGGACCCGUCGGCCGGCCUCCGUACCGUCGAGGCGAUCUGCCUGGUUCUCGCGGACUGGGUAGGCCGCGACCGCGGAAGACUCACCUCCGGCUACCUGUGCAGACUCACAAGACUUUUUACCACCACGCAAACUUUUUACCACAGCAAAUCUUACCAGCCACCACGCAAACUACAAUUUUGCGGGUUCCACCUCUCCUACACGAUGUUACUCCCACACUGCGGAAGCCAACCGCAAACACUUGUCAAGCACGCACAAG